This is a messenger RNA of Mytilus californianus (California mussel), 1774 nucleotides long. RefSeq lists its product as uncharacterized. Gene Ontology annotation, molecular function: dioxygenase activity. The transcript is spliced from 3 exons. Bases 150 to 1181 code for a protein of 343 amino acids. The record is from RefSeq and is a predicted model, not a curated record. Lineage: Eukaryota; Metazoa; Mollusca; Bivalvia; Mytilida; Mytilidae.
CACUUCCAUUUGUUGUUGCUUCAUAAAAUUCACUUGAUGAAUAUUCAUACUACCCUAGGCUAGUGAUACGUAGAGUCUAUCUUGAAAUCGGCUUUGCAGUGUGAGGCCUUGGACAUACAAGUCGCAUUGUAUAGAGAUUAUCAUCAAAGAUGUCAACUUUUCAACUUCCAAUUAUCGAUUUAUCGAAAUCCAAAACUAAUCGAGAUGAACUAUCGAAACAGAUAAUCGAAGCACUUGAAAAUGUUGGUUUUCUUUAUAUCGAUAAUGUAGAAGGGAUCGAUUUUGAGAAAAUGUUUCGGUGUUGUAAGUGGUUCUUCAACCAGCCAAUAGAAAAGAAACGAAAAAUAAUGCGAAACUUCUGGAAUCCGGACAGUAAAAAUAUUUAUAGAGGGUACUUUCCAGUUGUCGAAGGUGAACCAAGUAGAAAGGAAGGCUUUGAAUUUGGACGUGACGUUUCUAUAGACAAUAAAUCCAUAAAUCCGGAAAACUGGUUCUAUGAACGCACUCCGUGGCCUGAAGAAGAUGGAACAUUUCCAUUCAAGGAAUUUAUGCAGGCUCAAUACGAAGUAGUGCAUUCAGCAGCCAUGGAAAUUUUGCGUCUCACUGCAAACGGACUUGGCGUGGAAGAAACAGCUUUUAUUCAUCUUUUUCAGGAGAAUCCGUGCAGUACUUUCCGCAUGAUGCACUACCCGCCAUGGGACGGACCGCCACCGAAAAAUGCGCGUAUCGAAGAUGGUAAGAUUCUCACAACACCCGACCAUUCUGACAGUAAUUUUCUUACACUUCUUUGUCUUUUCAAUUAUGAAGGACUAGAAGUUGUUGGUCCAGAUGGAAAUUGGAUACCGGUAGCGCCACGUGAAAAUAGUUUCGUCAUGAACAUCGGUGACCUUUUUUCACGGAUGAUGAAUGGUCGCUUUAAAGCCACGCGACAUCGUGUGUUAGAUAUAGGAAUCGACCGAUAUUCUGUUCCUUUCUUCCUUGAACCUGCAUAUGAAAGUGAUAUUGGUGUUAAUUACAUGUCACAGUACAUAAAAGGUGGUCCAGAACAUGUUCCUGAAAAAUAUGGCCAUUACAUGGUAAAUAUGGUCAAGUAUGUCCGCAAAUAUUUCGAAUACAAAGUCCUACCAGACUUUGAAAAUGUGAAAGAAAAAUAUUAUGGUAAAGGACAAAAAGACAUAUAAAUUAGUGUUUUUGUUAUUAAUUGAGUAAGCGAAUACGAAUUUAAAAGAAUAAUGUAAUGUAAAAUGGUAUUUUUAUAUAAGAUGCUAGUUUUUCUAUUUAAUAAUUUACUAGUACUCAAUUUCAACAUAGAAGAAAAAACAAAUAUGUGAUUGAAUGUCAAAUACAGUUGUAAAGUUAUAAAUAUACUAUUAGUUUGAUAGUUCGAUCUUGGCAUACAGUGACUAAGAUUAUUAUCACUUAUCAUAAAUAAAUAAAAUUGAUAAAGUGAUCCGAUCUGGUUUUCGAACUAUGAACUUUUCGAACCAGAGCAAGUCCAAACAGACAAGAGAAGCCUACGUGUUAGUUCCUCAUCUUCAAAUAUGUACUAUAUAUCAUAUGCACUAUUAUAUCAUGUAUGCACAUCAUCAUAGAUUAAUUGUGUGACCGAAGACACAUGUCACAAUAAUACAUCGUGAAUUCAGAUUUUAUUAAUGGGUUUGUCAUUCCGUACAUAUUGUUGUCCCUUAUGACUAAUAUUGACAGUUGCAAGCAAGUUAUUUAUUUUUUUGCAUUUUUAAAACAUCGAUCCUGACAAUAAUAUUUUAUUAACGAA